Molecule: messenger RNA, 1323 nt
Organism: Penicillium cataractarum
Lineage: Eukaryota; Fungi; Ascomycota; Eurotiomycetes; Eurotiales; Aspergillaceae
Product: ferulic acid Esterase/Feruloyl esterase
Exons: 3
Coding region: 1-1323 (440 amino acids)
Source: RefSeq, a predicted model, not a curated record
AUGCUGUUCGCUCGUUAUUUAUCUUACCUUGCUCUGGGUAACUCAUUUCCUGGGCUGGCCACCAGCAGACUAUCGUGUUCUAAAGAAGUAUUCUCGGGGUAUUUGUCGUCAUCCAGUCACCCGAAUGCAAGAGUUCUGCAGGCCUACCAUAUAGCCGAGGGAGACACGUUUGAAGUUCCAGCCAGUGACAUCGCCUACCCACAGUCACCUACGAAUUUGCCAGAACUCUGUGUUGUUCAGAUCAAUGUUAGCUCAAAUCCAGAGUCAGCUUUUUCAUUCGGAAUUUUCUUGCCAGUGCAGUGGAAUGACAGAUUUUUGGCUGUUGGAAAUGGUGGCUUUGCCGGAGGAAUUAAUUGGGUGGACAUGGCUGUUGGCACUCGAUAUGGGUUCGCUUCUAUGUCCACAGAUACUGGACACAAUAGCACAAGUACGGACGGAAGCUGGGCGUAUUAUUCACCGGAAAAGGUGACUGACUGGGGCUACCGAGCAAUGCACGGAUCAGUUGUGCUCGCUAAAGAACUGAUCGAAGCAUUCUAUGGCCAGAAGCUGAAAUAUAACUAUUAUAGCGGAUGCUCCACUGGCGGUCGUCAAGGUCUGAGAUCAGUAGAGCUAUAUCCGGACGAUUUCGACGGCGUAAUUGCUGGUUCACCCGCAUGGUGGACUUCGCAUUUGCAGCCUUGGACAGUCAAAGCCGGAACAUACAACGCACUGCCACUCAGCCAGAUUCCUGAAAGUAUGUUCACGGUAAUUGGCGACGAAAUAAUCAAGCAGUGUGAUCCACAGGAUGGUCUUGUUGACCGUAUUGUAUCGGCACCGCAACAAUGUGCUCUCAACCUCGAAGCUUUGCUAUGCCGCAAAGAAUCCCAAACAGAUUGUCUUAGUCCGCAACAGCUCAACACUCUACGCCGUAUUUAUAGCGACUAUGUUGAUGUGAAUCAGACAUUCGUCUUUCCACAUCUUCUUCCCGGAAGUGAAUCUCAGUGGGAUGUCCUUAUCAACAAUGGAACUGCAAAUCCACUUGGAACCCAUUACGUGGAAUAUUUCUUGGGGUUAGGCAAGCAAUGGACACAAGAGCAGUUUGAUUAUAGCAUAGUCCAGCUGGCAGACCAGCUCGAUCCGGGCAACGCAACUGCUAAGGAUUUUGACAUCUCGCCUUUCCAAAAGAAGGGCGGCAAGCUGUUGAUGUAUCACGGCAUGUCUGAUGGAUUAAUUCCGACAGACAGCAGCUUAUACUACUACAACCAAAUUACUAAUGUCCUGAUGUCGAGGGGAAUCGAUUUGGAUGGUUUUUAUCGAUUUUUCUACGUUCCUGGAAUGCAGUAA